Aureobasidium melanogenum CBS 110374 is the source of this 297-nucleotide messenger RNA. RefSeq lists its product as uncharacterized. Bases 1 to 297 code for a protein of 98 amino acids. The record is from RefSeq and is a predicted model, not a curated record. The transcript has a single exon. NCBI's taxonomy places the organism in Eukaryota, Fungi, Ascomycota, Dothideomycetes, Dothideales, Saccotheciaceae.
AUGGCACAAAUGCAACCAUGGUUAAUCAUCUUGCUGGUUCUACUGGGCUGUGCAUUGUUCGCCGUCACCAUAGCCGGCUUGGGAAGAAUGUACUUUGGAGACACCAGCGUUACUGUGGAAAGCCGACCUUCAGAUGUUCAAGCAAGCUAUAUGCGAGAAGUGAGGGAGAGAAACCAGCUGGCUAUUCUGCACAAGAUGCCGCGCAGUCAAGUCAAGAUGCAGAGAUCGUACACAAACUACACGGAUUACUCUUCCAUGGAUGGAGUUUGUGAGUUGACACUGCGUGUUGAUAACUAA